AUGCAAGAUUUCAGACAAGUGCCGAUAUUUCUAACUAUAAACAACACAUUACAUUACUUAGAUAGGUUAAAACGAAGUAUAUUGCUAUACGCAUUAUUUUUAACUCAAAUAUUAGCACAGAAAACAAAAACAACAGAUGACAAUCUACAGACAGUACCAAGUGACCUCAGAAGAGCUGUUAGUGAAGCACUAGCUUUAGAGAGGAGGUUUUUAUUAGGAAGUAACGACGCGAAGAACUGUUCAUACGACGAGAUCAGCAAUACACCAUGUCCACCCAGCAAGUAUCGUAGUGCGAGUGGCGAGUGCAACAACGUCCGUCACAGACCAUGGGGAAGGCGAGGCGACGUGUUCCUUAGAUUAUUACAACCACACUACGCUGAUGGAGUAUCACAACCAUAUGCCAGUCCGAAGCUGCCGGAGCCAAGGCUAGCUGUUCAAGCUGUAUCGCAGUUGGCUGAAUCAGCCGGUCACGAUUACGUAACCAGCUUAUUGGCUGCCUGGGGACAGUUCCUAAUGGAUGACCUGAUUGCUACCUCUAAUGAAAACCAAAAGUGUGAAUCUGGUUGCGAAUACGUUCGCUCGGCGCCUUCAAGAAAUUACGAUUCCUGUGGAUUUGAAUACCGUGAUCAGAUGAAUCUAGCGACAUCGGUACUAGAUGGCUCUGCCUUCUAUGGAAAUUCUGAAAAAGAGCUGUUGUCUCUCAGACUAUACGAUGCUGGCAAAAUGGAUAUAUCCUCGUGCCGAAAAUGCAACGAGAAUUCACCAACCGCACCACUUUAUAAGGCUCUCUUAACUGAACACAAUCGUAUUGCUGGCGAACUAUUUGCGAUGAAUCCCUUCUGGGAAGAUAAUGCACUAUUCUUAGAAGCGAGACGAACAAUAGCAGCAGUUAUUCAACAUAUAACCUACAAUGAGUUUUUGCCUGUUCUUUUGGGUGAAGUUGGAAUGGCAAAAGCAGAUUUAAAACUAACCACCCACGGUUUCUGGCGUGGAUAUUCAAGUGCAAAUCGUGUCGGUGCUUAUGCGGAGCUUGUGGCGGUCGCACCAAUUUUUAACGCCAUGAUGAAUGAGAAACUUAUUAACACAACAGUGCGUCUAAAAGACUUGGUCAAGACUAGUGCUCAUCAAAUCUCAAGAUUCUCCUUAUCAGCUCAAUGGGAUCUUAAUAGAGCUCGUGAUCAUGGUGUUCCUUCGUAUCUAAAAGUCUUGCAGCUCUGUGAUCCCAUGGCGAAUGUUAAAUCAUACGCUGACUUUGAAAAAUUAGGAUUUGACAGAAGACAUCAAGAAAUAUUCGCUGAUAUGUAUAGAAACGCUGAAGAUAUUGAACUGAUGGUAGCUGGAGCCAUGGAGAAACCAGCCACUGGAGCAGUUAUUGGAUCAACUUUAGCAUGUGUGUUAGCACUUCAAUUUGGAAACCUUAAGAAAAGUGAUAGGUUUUGGUAUGAAAAUGACAUUCCUCCAUCAUCAUUUUCAACCGAGCAGUUAGCAGCAAUCAGAAAAGUGUCUAUUGCUGGACUUUUAUGUUCUGCCGAUGAAGGACUGGAUAAUGUGCAACCUAGAGCUUUCGUAAAGGAAGAUACAUUUUUAAAUGCAGUCCAACAAUGCUCUCAACACCCUCGGCUGGAGCUUUCUUCGUGGCGCGAUGAAAGUGGUGCCCGGGCUGCAGAGCGCCUCUCACAAGACAUGCUGGCAGCUGCCCUUCAGAAGGCGAAGCAAGAGAUGGCUGACCGCAAGAAACUUGAGUACAUGUUAUGGGAAGCACGUGGAGGAGCUGACCCAAAGUCUCCUGUCGGCACAGCUGCAUCUUUCUCAAAAGCAAAUAAAUAUGCCCUUAAGUUGGCAAACACCUCCUUAUUCUUCGAAUUCGCUACUAACGAACUCGUUAACUCUCUUAAUGGACGAAGACGCAAACGUCAGAUUUUCGAUGACUCCCUGGGCUUUGGUUCAACUGAUUUUGUGGAAUCUCUUCAAUCAGUAGACGUUAGUGGUUUUCUAGGACAGGACCAACUUGGGCCGGUUAUUGAACCACAGUGCGAUGACAAUGGAAACUGCGAUCCUGAUAGUCCUUUCAGAAGCUACACUGGCCACUGUAAUAAUUUGAGAAAUCCUAAUUUGGGAAAAAGUUUGACAACCUUUGCGAGACUGUUACCUCCUGUUUAUGAAGACGGUGUAAGCCGGCCCCGCAUCAACUCAGUAACAGGCACCCCGCUACCUUCCCCCCGCAUAGUUUCUACGGUCAUACAUCCCGAUAUAUCAAAUCUUCACACGCGUUAUACUCUCAUGGUGAUGCAGUUCGCCCAAUUCCUGGACCAUGAACUGACAAUGACUCCCAUUCACAAAGGCUUCCACGAAUCCAUCCCGGACUGCAGAUCUUGCGACUCUCCCCGUACAGUGCAUCCAGAGUGCAACCCGUUCCCAGUACCCCGCGGUGACCAUUACUAUCCUGAAGUUAACAUUACUUCAGGAGAACGCUUAUGUUUCCCAUUCAUGAGGAGUUUACCUGGACAGCAGCAAUUAGGACCACGUGAACAAGUGAAUCAAAAUACAGCUUUCAUUGAUGGAUCGGCAAUUUAUGGAGAAAACCCCUGCAUUGUUCGUAAACUUCGAGGUUUCAAUGGCAGGCUUAACGCUACUGCGAACCCGAUUAAUGGAAGAGAUUUGUUGCCUAGAACAGAUAACCAUCCUGAAUGCAAGGCAGCCAGCGGUUUUUGUUUUAUUGCCGGUGACGGUCGAGCUUCAGAACAGCCUGGACUCACUGCUUUACAUACAAUCUUCAUGCGCGAACACAACCGCAUAGUAGAAGGACUUCGUGGUGUCAACCCGCAUUGGGACGCCGAAUUAUUAUUCGAACAUACUAGGCGUAUAGUUGCUGCCUCUUUCACACAUAUCAUUUAUAAUGAAUUUUUGCCUAGACUUCUGUCGUGGAACGCUGUUAACUUGUAUGGACUCAAAUUAUUACCUUCAGGUUACUAUAAGGAAUACUCACCAACCUGCAACCCGUCUAUUGUAACGGAAUUCGCAGCAGCAGCCUUCAGAUUUGGUCACUCCUUGUUGAGACCUCACUUGCCGAGACUCUCACCUUCCUAUCAACCAGUUGAUCCACCAAUAUUGUUGAGAGAUGGAUUUUUCAGGCCUGACAUGUUCAUGAAUCAUCCACCAAUGGUUGACGAACUUAUUCGUGGUUUAUCUUCCACACCGAUGGAGACCCUUGACCAAUUCAUAACAGGAGAAGUUACCAACCAUCUAUUCGAAGACCGUAGAAUUCCGUUUUCGGGUAUAGACUUAGUAGCUCUUAAUAUCCAAAGAGGUAGAGAUCACGGUAUACCAAGCUACAACAACUAUAGAGCUUUGUGUAACUUAAAAAGGGCUGCGACUUUCGAAGAUUUGGCCAGAGAAAUUCCCGAUGAAGUAAUUGCAAGAUUUAAGCGUAUAUACGCUACAGUAGACGACAUCGAUCUAUUCCCUGGUGGUAUGAGCGAACGACCACUACAAGGCGGUCUAGUUGGACCCACCUUCGCCUGCAUCAUCGCUAUACAGUUCAGGCAGUUAAGAAAAUGCGAUCGAUUCUGGUAUGAGAACGACAACAGAGCGGCACGCUUUACCGAACAACAAUUAUCGGAAAUUCGCAAAGUAACAUUGUCCAAGGUGCUAUGUGACAACUUCGAUUUGCCAAGCGACAUUCAACGCGCCUCUUUCGAUCUACCUAGCAACUUUUUGAAUCCUCGCGUGCCAUGCGCGUCUCUUCCAAAACUGGAUCUUUCUGCAUGGCGUGAGAGUUCAGCGCAGGGCUGUCUCAUCGCGGGUCGCUCGGUGCGACUUGGUGACUCCGCCUUCCCUUCGCCCUGUACAUCAUGUAUAUGCACCGUUGACGGGGCGCAAUGCGCAUCCCUACGGAUCACGGACUGUGCACAGCUAUGGCGUGAAUGGCCACGAGAAGCUGUGCUAAGGGAUGAUGUGUGCACAGCACAGUGUGGCGCCGCCCCCGCUGCCCAGAGAGCGCCGAGGAGACCACACGCUCACUUCAAGUUCCCCGAUCUUACACCGUUCAUCGCUAAAUAG
Molecule: messenger RNA, 4059 nt
Organism: Danaus chrysippus (African queen)
Lineage: Eukaryota; Metazoa; Arthropoda; Insecta; Lepidoptera; Nymphalidae
Source: the annotation of a GenBank genome assembly